This is a messenger RNA of Procambarus clarkii (red swamp crayfish), 4657 nucleotides long. Its product is annotated as protein phosphatase methylesterase 1. NCBI's taxonomy places the organism in Eukaryota, Metazoa, Arthropoda, Malacostraca, Decapoda, Cambaridae. The record is from RefSeq and is a predicted model, not a curated record. Gene Ontology annotation, biological process: protein demethylation. Gene Ontology annotation, molecular function: protein methylesterase activity.
GCUACUUUUAUAUCAACUUCGGUACUUGUAGUCACCCAGCUCGCUACUCUGGCUACUUCCACCAGCUCUGGCAGUCGUGUGUAACUGAGCUUCUGGUCAGCCAGGAGAGAGAGAUGUGUUUGGGUAGUAGUGGGUGGCUGAGGGUAGUUGAUCAGUGGUGAGGUUGGUGGUGGGAGCCCGUGGUGCCUGUGAGGGAGGUGUGUGAGUGGUGAAGAUGUCUGCCAUCCGUCGGUCACUCCUCAAGGGCGGCCUGCCUCCCAUGGGCCCUCCUGGCCUCCCAGGAUUGAAUCGAGGUGGCCGAAGCCGUGGAGGUAUGAUGGGUGGACGGAAAGACUACACUCCAGUGUCAUUUAAGAACUACUGGGACAGUAGUGAAGAUGUCGCCCUAGAAGGUGGCGAUGUUUUUCGUGUGUACAAGCGUGGCUCAGCAGGUCCUUUGCUGUUACUCUUGCACGGAGGGGGAUACUCGGGCCUUACUUGGUCUCUCUUUGCUGAACAUGUCAGCGAGAUGGUAGAGUGUCAGGUGAUGGCCGUUGACCAGCGAGGACACGGGGAUACUCGCACCACAGAUGAUUCGGAUCUCUCCGCUGAAACCCUUGCUAGUGACAUUGGUCGGUUGGUGGAUGCAGUGUAUGGGUCUGCUCAGCCACCAUGUGUGCUCAUUGGUCACAGCAUGGGUGGUGCCAUCGCUGUCCACACUGCAUACUAUGGCUAUGUUGCUGGGAUUGCAGGUUUAAUCGUAAUAGAUGUAGUGGAAGGUACAGCCAUGGAUGCCCUAAGCUCCAUGCAGAGUUUCCUGCGUGGCCGCCCAAACAACUUCAACUCCCUUCAAAAUGCCAUAGAAUGGAGUGUGCGCUCUGGACAAACUAGAAAUAUUGAAGCGGCCAGAGUUUCAAUGCCGGGACAAGUUAAGAACACAGAGAAUGGGUGCUGUGGCACUGUUGAUGUUGAAUCAUCAAUCGAUAAUAACCAGAAACAAAACCGAGAGAGUGGUGUUCUAGUUCGAUCAGACAUGAUCCCCGAGGAGGGUGGUGACGCCGACACUUCUCAGACUACAGAAUCAUCAUCGGCACCGUCUUUAAAUGAAAGCAACUUACCGGUCAGAAAAUAUACGUGGCGAAUAAACUUAGGAGAAACGGAAAAAUUUUGGCCUGGUUGGUUUCAAGGAUUAUCGGCCAAGUUCUUGGCAAGUUCUCCAGCAAAAAUGCUAUUGCUGGCUGGCAUAGACAGACUUGACACUGAACUAACUGUUGGACAGAUGCAAGGAAAGUUCCAGAUGCAGGUUUUGCCCCAAUGUGGCCAUGCAGUACAGGAAGACACCCCCGAUCGUGUGGCUGAAGUGCUGGCCGCUUUCCUCAUCAGACACAAGCUUGCUCCACCCAAGAAUGAUUUCAACAUGAGUUUUCCCGCAUGCUGAAAAAGAGCUCGAUGAUGCCUGUGACGAGUCGUCUUGCACAUCCUCAUACUGGAAGAUAGUGGCAAGUUGUACUAGUGUAUUGUAGUACACACCCUUAUACAUUCAAGAUGCACUAUGGUUACAUGGGCUUUUCUUUUCCCCUCAUGGGUUCUGCCUUGCCAUGGGAAAAAGGGGCAUUUGCACACCAAUCUUGGGUGAUUGAUGGUGGCUUCUGCUUCUCUCUUACCUUCUGAAGCAGAGUUCAACUAGAGUACCCACUUUGAGGCUUCCCAUUUAGGUAUUUAGACCACCUGCUGGAGGGGUUGCCCAUGAGAGGCCGUGCUUGUAUCAAUGGUCUUGUUAAAAAGGGAGAACACCACUAAGGAUGCAGCACCCUGUUUGUGUCGGCUCACACUUGACUCCUCUCACUACUCCGGUAGGUGGUAUUCCAUUGUCCAAGGAUACAAUCCUCUUCUCUGCUUACCAAUGGAAAGUUUCUCUCCAUUACUCAUCAUACUUGUGCAGUGGAUAUCCACACUCACAAUUUGUGCCCCACAGCUCCUUAUUUGCAAGACCCUAACUUGUCACCCUCUCUCUCUCUCCUUGUGUAUUACUUGUCAAUGUUAACAUUCUUUUUUUCUGUAUUAAGAUGAUGAUUCACAAGAUUGUGCAGCAAAUUUGUUAGUAAAAUAACAUGUAUCCACCGUCGUCGUACUUUUGAAAUUGCUGAGCCGGUGUAAGUCACCUUACUACAGUACUACCUUGCCUAAAAAUCUCAUGGCGAGUCAUACUUUCAUGUGCAGUUUUGGUAUUCAUACAAUGAUGUAUGUACUCCUGCUGAAUUUGUCCGCUCUGUCCCUUUGCCACUCAUUGGCAGUGUGCUCCAAUAAUAUUCACAGUUCUCUGCCAUCAACCUACCUGUACAAUAGCGUACAGUAUUUAUGAAAUAUUUAUACCCGUAAUCAGAUAUGGGGGGGCCCCUGGGUCCAUCCACAUAGCAUGGUACAAUAUGGUUGUUCUCCCCAUUAAAAACCCAGUACAAAGUACACUUCUCUUUGGGAUCUUCGUCCCUUUGCUUUAAUUAGUUGCAUCUGCAAGAUUUUUGUAACGUUAUCUUUGCGACGUUGUCCCAAUUUAGUUAUAAAGUUGCAGUACCACUGAUAUCCUGACAGACGUGCAAGUUUUGACACAGUUGCUCAUUCUAUGAGCAUCUAUGGACAGAUGCUCCAGGCAGUUUAUUUAAUGACAGCCAUUAUCUGGUAAUGGCUGUCCUUUUUAACUUGGAUUAAACAUGACACCACAGUAUCUGGAAAUAUAAUAGCCCAGUUACAUUCUUUUUGGCCUCUUGGUUAUUUGCCUUUGUUCCUUCAAAGCUUCCACUCUGUACAAACCUUUGUAAAGCAUACUUUGGGACUGCUUCUGUGGAACAAUCAUUCGUGUUGUCCCCUUAAUGGUCUCUCAUCAUCUCUCCCAACUGGGGUAUAUUCCACAUUUGCAUAAUGAACUACAAAAACAGUGUUCUAAUCGUCCAGGAGUCUUUUAGAAAGACUUUGGUGGCACAUGUCUUUGGCAGAUAUAGUUUUGUUGGGUUUGCAGACAUACUGGUGUAACCUCUGACUUGCAGAUGAAACAGACACAUCAUGCCUCUCCAAUCUUCCAAAAGGGCAUUCCUUAGAUAUGUGCCCUGUCAUUAUGCAGUCCAAAACUAUUGGGGAUGUAGAUGGUUAUAGACCAUGAAUAGUAUAUUUUACUAGCAGAAUGUAACUUAAACCCCCCCCCCCAUAGCCUUACUUCUUUCACUGAAAUAGAUGGGGAAAAAGUGUCUGGAUAGGUUAUAUAUUGGCCCACACAAAUUUAGCUCAUGGGUACUUAUUGCAAUGGAUACCUGUACUAUCAGAAGUGCAUUGUCCAGCUUAGACACUUGCCUUAUAAAAUGUCCUGAUUUUCAGGGUGUUUCAAAAUUUUGUUUUCCCACAGUUCCUUAGUCAUUUGUUCCAUUUAACAUUCUCUGUGAAUCUAUCUCCUUUUCACGUCACUUGUCUUGUCUUUCUCUUCUUGUAAUGGCAUCCUAAAUGAUAUCUUGGGUAUAUUCUGUAACAGUGCUCUAUAACCAUCCUGGUUUAGUACUUUUAAUAAUUACAUUUUUUAUGUAUUAUUUCACCAUACUUGACAAUUGUAAGUGUAUAUUUGUAAAAACUUAGGUCAUUAUGUAUACACAUGUGAAUUCCUUAGCACCGAAGAGGCUUAACACUUGCAGAGAUUGCACUAAAUGUUUUGCAGCUAUUAUUAAAACACGUUAAUACUGGGCACUUGGAGCCUCGAACUAUUGACAGCAACAAUUCACUUGGGCACUGGGAGUGCCCAAGUGAAUGAAAUGUUAGCAUCCAUGUUUAUUGUGGUUGACAAUUUAUAUGACGUGGGUGUGGAUCAUCUAGUUCCUCCUUGUUCUAGUAGCAUUCCAGAUGAUGUUGAAAGUCCCAGUUGGAUACUAGUGAUGUCUUGGAGUGUGGUUGUUGCUGUUCAUAGUGUGGUCUAUAGAUCUACUGUCUCCUGCUCUAGGGGUCGGUGGUUCAAGGGUCCCUAGAACCCAAGUAAAUGAAUUGUUAUUAUCCAUGUUUAUUAUGGUUGACAAUUUUUUAAUACUGGUUUAAUUAAAUUGCUCAUGGUUUAGGUUGAUCACAGCUUCAUACUCAAAAUUAGUGUUAAUUUGAUUCUCUAUUUCUGAGAAUUUAUUUUCAUAUAAAAUUACUGUAUUAAAAAAAAGUUUGUGUUCUCAUACACAAAGUUGGUAUAAAAAAUACACAAGGAAGCAAGCUAGCUGAAGAGAGGUUAUUAUGGUAUAAAUACGCAUUGGAAGCAUAUGUGCCCGUUUCCAAUCUUUGAUUCUCUUUAUACUAUUCCUAGCAUAAAAACCAUGACAUUAAUAACGAUCUUGAAUGCCUCAUUAUAUGAACACAAAAACUUGUGUGGUUGUAAAGCCGAGCAUUUAUUCUAGGGCUGUGUAGCCUGACUUACCUGUUGUUUUAUCUGAAGUUUACGUGUAAUCUUGAAUGUCUCGUAAUAUUUUUUAUUUAGCCGAGGUACUGAAUAACCUCGUGUUAUUCAGCCCCUUUUAUUUAUUUAUUUUUCCCAGAACACAAUCUGCCUGUUUUUUGACUAACAUUUAUUACAGUACUUUACUGUACAGUAUAACCGAAGGUGCAUGCUUCCUAUUGUAAUUAUCUUGGUGUAAACCAAUAGCAAAUAUAUGUGCAUUUUCCA